Molecule: messenger RNA, 1768 nt
Organism: Stylophora pistillata
Lineage: Eukaryota; Metazoa; Cnidaria; Anthozoa; Scleractinia; Pocilloporidae
Biological process (GO): maturation of SSU-rRNA from tricistronic rRNA transcript (SSU-rRNA, 5.8S rRNA, LSU-rRNA)
Cellular component (GO): small-subunit processome; nucleolus; 90S preribosome
Molecular function (GO): protein binding
Source: RefSeq, a predicted model, not a curated record
ACGAAGCCAGAUAACGCAUGCUUUUGGCUGCCAAAUCUGAUUUCUCGUGUGUGGAAACUUAUUGAUCGGAAGGAAUCUUUAGAAAUGGAGGCAGUAAGCAAGAAGAAGGGUAAGGGUGAAGAUCCAGUGGACAAAAAGAAACUGCAGAAAUACCACCGAGGAAAGCAAAAUCGAUUCAAACAUGUAAAAGACAAGAAGUUGCGAGGCAAACUUAAGUCAUAAGAGUCACAACAUCAACAAGCAGCAAUACAGGCCGCUAGAUCAGAAAUUCUUCUAACAGAACAACCUGGGUUUUUGGAAGCAGAGGGUUUGGAGAAAACCUUUAAAUUCAAACAAAGAGAUAUUGCAAAUGCUGUUGAUGUUGCAAGUGCCAAGAAGUCUUUUGAGCUUAAACUGGAUACAUUUGGACCUUAUAGAGUAAAUUACACCCGUAAUGGAAGAUUUCUUCUUAUUGGUGGGAAGAAAGGUCAUCUGGCCACGGUGGACUGGGAGAACAAGAGACUUGGCUGUGAAUUCCAUGUACAAGAGACUGUGCGAGAUAUCAGAUGGUUGCAUAUUGAAACUAUGUUUGCAGUUGCCCAAAAGAAAAAUGUCUUCAUUUAUGACAAUAAUGGAAUUGAACUUCAUUGCCUUAGGAAUCACAACCAAGUUAACAGAUUAGAAUUUUUACCCUAUCAUUUUCUUCUGGCCUCAGUGGGUGACCAUGGAAUUCUCAAAUAUCAAGAUGUGUCUACAGGCAAAUCAGUCGUCGAAUUGUUUUCCAAACUUGGGAAGUGUGAUUGUAUGACGAAAAAUCCAUACAAUGCAGUCAUUCAUUUGGGACACUUCAAUGGCACAGUUACAAUGUGGGCCCCAAACACAAAAGAUCCUCUUGUUAAGAUGUUGUGCCACAGAGGACCUGUACAGUCUAUUGCUAUUGAUAGUACAGGAAAUUACAUGGCGACAUCUGGUCUAGAUGGAAAAAUGAGGAUCUGGGAUGUAAGAACAUAUAAGGAACUUCAAGCAUAUUAUACUCCAACCCCAGCAAGUUGUCUGACUAUAAGUCAACAAGGAUUGCUUGCUGUGGGUCAUGGACCCCAUAUUCAGAUAUGGCGGGAUGCUUUCACUCAAAAACAAAAAUCUCCCUACAUGUCUCAUAUGUUUCCAUCCUGUACUGUGCACAGCAUGCAAUUCUGUCCAUUUGAAGAUGUUUUAGGUGUGGGGCAUUCAAAAGGAUUUGGCAGCUUACUAAUACCAGGUGCUGGUGAACCUAAUUUUGAUGCAUUAGAAGCUAAUCCCUACCAAACCAAAAAGCAAAGACAGGAGUUCGAAGUCAAGGCCUUGUUGGAAAAGAUUCAGCCAGAGUUAAUAACAUUAAAUCCAAUGGAUAUCGUGCGUGUUAAUUAUCAAAAAAAGAGCACAAAUAUGAAUGACAAAGAUAAUGACGAUGAGGAGGAAUCGAAUGAGAAGUUUGAACCAAGGCACAAAAUGAAAGGUCGUAGCUCUUCAAGAAAGCAUCAUCUAAGGAAGAAGGGUCAUGCGGAACAAGAGAAGAAGGAAAAAGUAAGACAAGAAAUGCAGGAGAAAAGAAAAGAAAGAAGAACAGAUAAAAUGAAUGAAGAAAGAUCAGUACAGUCACUGUCUGCGUUAGAUAGAUUUCUGCACUCCAAAGCAAAGUAGUGUCAAUCAACAGAUAUGACUUAUCACUGGAACAUUUUGUUUUUGUAAAACAGUUAUUGUAUAAAAAUCGUUGCGAAUUCUAACCUUAAUAAAAGAAAUCACCUGAUCA